CACUGGGGAGAAAAGGAAGCCCCUUUGUGACAUAGGCAAAGGGGAGGGCGAAGGGGGGAUUUGAACCCGUGAACUGAGUGCAACUAUGGCUUAGCUGAGCCACUGGGAUUCCGUCCUGUCUGAACAAGCCAGCGCUAGCGCCUAGCCCCCCAACAAGUUUCACUUGGGCCUAGCUUGGUAUCCCAGACUGUGACGCUCCGAAGGAACCCAUGGCUGUCCAUUGUCCCCACUUAAUUUUGUCCUCCACCUUGGGGAGCUGGGAGUGAAGCUGGGAGUCGGAAGAUCUGGGUUCUAUUCCUUGCUGAGCUGCCGUGUGACCUUGGUGACCCAGAAGGGGCCCAGCUGAAAACCGAGUGCCUGCCGUCGCCCUGCAGCCAUGGAGGGUGGCAUGCAGCUCCUCAACCGGGACGGCCACAGCAUCUCCCACAAUUCCAAGCGCCACUACCACGACGCCUUCGUGUGCAUGAACCGCAUGCGGCAGCGGGGCCUGCUGUGUGACAUCGUGCUGCACGUGGGCACCAAGGAGAUCAAGGCCCACAAGGUGGUGCUGGCCUCCUGCAGCCCCUACUUCCACGCCAUGUUCACAAAUGAGAUGAGCGAAAGCCGCCAGACCCAUGUGACGCUGCACGACAUAGACCCGCAGGCCCUGGAUCAGCUGGUGCAAUAUGCCUACACUGCGGAGAUCGUGGUGGGUGAAGGGAAUGUGCAGACGCUGCUUCCAGCCGCCAGCCUCCUCCAGCUCAACGGCGUGCGGGACGCCUGCUGCAAGUUCCUGCUGAGUCAGCUGGACCCGUCCAACUGCCUGGGCAUCCGGGGCUUCGCCGACACGCACUCCUGCAGCGACCUGCUCAAAUCCGCCCACAAGUACGUCCUCCAGCACUUCGUGGAGGUGUCCAAGACGGAGGAGUUCAUGCUGCUGCCGCUCAAGCAGGUGCUGGACCUCAUCUCUAGCGACAGCCUCAACGUGCCAUCCGAGGAAGAGGUGUACCGGGCCGUGCUGAGCUGGGUCAAACACGACGUGGACAGCAGGAGGCAGCACGUCCCCAGGCUCAUGAAGUGCGUCCGGCUGCCCCUGCUGAGCCGGGACUUCCUGAUGAGCAACGUGGACACGGAGCUCCUGGUCCGGCACCACUCGGAGUGCAAGGACCUGCUGAUCGAGGCCCUCAAGUACCACCUCAUGCCGGAGCAGAGAGGGGUCCUCGGCAACAGCAGGACCCGGCCCCGGCGGUGCGAGGGGGCCAGCACCGUGCUCUUCGCCGUGGGCGGGGGGAGCCUAUUCGCCAUUCACGGAGACUGCGAAGCCUAUGACACGCGGACGGAUCGGUGGCACAUGGUGGCCUCCAUGUCGACCCGGAGGGCCAGGGUGGGCGUGGCUGCCAUCGGAAACAAGCUGUACGCGGUGGGCGGUUACGACGGGACCUCCGACCUGGCCACAGUGGAGUCGUACGACCCGGUUACCAACUCCUGGCAGCCGGAGGUGUCCAUGGGCACCAGGCGCAGCUGUCUGGGGGUGGCAGCGCUUCACGGGCUCCUCUACGCAGCAGGGGGAUAUGACGGGGCCUCCUGUCUGAACAGCGCCGAGCGGUACGACCCCCUGACGGGCACCUGGACCUCGAUCGCCGCCAUGAGCACCAGGAGGCGAUACGUCCGGGUGGCAACACUAGAUGGCAAUCUCUACGCUGUGGGGGGAUAUGACAGCUCAUCCCACUUAGCCACGGUGGAGAAGUACGAGCCGCAGAUCAACACAUGGACCCCGAUCGCCAACAUGCUGAGCCGCCGGAGCAGCGCCGGUGUGGCCGUGCUGGAAGGGAUGCUCUAUGUGGCCGGCGGCAACGACGGCACCAGCUGCCUUAACUCCGUGGAGCGCUACAACCCGAAAACCAACACCUGGGAGAGCGUGGCCCCCAUGAACAUUCGGAGGAGCACCCACGACCUGGUGGCCAUGGACGGGUGGCUGUACGCGGUGGGCGGGAACGACGGGAGCUCCAGCCUCAACUCCAUCGAGAAGUACAACCCCCGCACCAACAAGUGGGUGGCGGCCUCGUGCAUGUUCACGCGGCGGAGCAGCGUGGGGGUGGCGGUGCUGGAACUGCUCAACUUCCCGCCCCCCUCCUCGCCCACCCUCUCCGUGUCCUCGACGAGCCUUUGACAAAGAAUCCAGUCGUACCUUACCUCCAGGGGGCACCAGCGUAUGGAGGAGCGCAAGGCCACCCUGGCCUGACCCCUGUAGCAGCCAGUCUCUGUAGACCGGAGUGGGGGGGUCCCGGCUGCUGCCUCCAGCCCCGGCCCACUGCAAUUCCGCGGGCCCCUCGGGGGCUCUGCCUCUCUUGGUGCACACUUCAGAUCAGCGUGCUGAGAGUCAGAAUGGCACUUUCCAUUCAAGAGUCCCCUCUGCCGGCGUGUACGGCGGGGGGAGCUCUUGGCUCCAUCCACAAACCUGCCCAUGACUCAACUGACUUUUGGGGCCGGCCAGGCCCAGCCGAAACCAUUGCUGCUUUUAAGAUUUACCAUGCCCCAACAUGUGCUGCACGCUGGACAGCCACGCGAGGAAGGAUCCAGGCGGAUGGGAGCGCCGGGGGUGGGUGACUCACGUGUAUGGUGCUUCUCCAGGAAACCGCUGAAUGUACCACCACUCCUCGGAAUGCUACCUUAGCCAAACUCUCUGUACUGAGCCUCCAGCGCACUGUUAAUGCCGCCGAGACUGGCGCACGGGUGUCUGAUCGAUGCCUUAAAAACCGCAGCCGGGGGAUGCGGCGGGAAGAAGGCCACAAAACUGUGUGGAGCAUCCCAAGCCCUCCGGCAUCUCCAUCCUCUGCUGACCCCGUCCCGCUCGCUGUCAAUCCCAAUUUGCCAUCACUACGGAGGUUCCCCACCGGCCAGAUGGAUUUAACGAGCUCACCGGCUCGGGGGCAGUCGCCGUCCCACUGUUACAAAUUACUGCGCUGCCGCCCGCUGCACACGUGUCUGUGUCAUUGUGUUAACCCGGCGGCUGGGAACAAUCCAGCCUACACAUUGCUUCCCUGUCCACAAAGAAGGAUCUAGGCUUGGGCCAGGCCCUUGGUUCCCUAUAACAGUACGACCCGGCAGGUGGCACAGGCCGCAGGGUCGCACUGUGUUAUUUAUUUAAUGUGUCUGCCAUUUGUAUUUAUGAUGCUAAUCUUUUAAUUUUAAUUCUUAUUAACUUUA
Molecule: messenger RNA, 3186 nt
Organism: Chrysemys picta bellii (western painted turtle)
Lineage: Eukaryota; Metazoa; Chordata; Testudines; Emydidae
Gene: KLHL17
Product: kelch like family member 17
Molecular function (GO): protein binding
Source: RefSeq, a predicted model, not a curated record